Molecule: messenger RNA, 1540 nt
Organism: Schistocerca nitens (vagrant locust)
Lineage: Eukaryota; Metazoa; Arthropoda; Insecta; Orthoptera; Acrididae
Gene: tex
Product: THO complex subunit 3
Exons: 5
Coding region: 156-1124 (322 amino acids)
Biological process (GO): mRNA export from nucleus
Cellular component (GO): THO complex part of transcription export complex
Molecular function (GO): protein binding
Source: RefSeq, a predicted model, not a curated record
GCAGAUUUGUCACCAUCUCUGAUACUGUAAGACAACGACAACCCAACGUCAACAAGCAUGCGUUUGUGUUUGUGUUGAUUUUGAUCGCGACGCCGCGGAAAGUUACAGUGUUUGAAAACAGUACCUGUAAUUUUCUGUUAGUAUACGUUGUAACAAUGGUAGAUUUCUAUAGCAAUAUUGAAGAAUUGCAGAAUUACUUCAAAACACACAAUAAAACACGAGAAUAUCAGGCACAUUCUUCUAAAGUGCAUUCUGUUGGUUGGAGUUGCGAUGGAAGACGAUUAGCAUCUGGCUCUUUUGAUAAAUGUGUGUCAAUAUUUACCUUGGAUAGAGACAGACUGAAUAAGGAGUUCACCUUCCGAGGGCAUGGUGGUAGUGUUGACCAGCUGUGUUGGCAUGCCUCUAAUACUGAUCUCUUAAGUACAGCAAGUGGUGAUAAAAGUGUUAGAAUAUGGGACACCAGAACCCAGAAAUGUGCCGCUACAAUCUUGACAAAGGGUGAAAACAUCAACAUUGCUUGGGCACCAGAUGGCAAUACUAUCGCUGUUGGGAAUAAAGAGGACUUGGUGACAUUCAUAGAUACCCGUACUCACAAGAUAAAGGCGGAAGAACAGUUUCAUUUUGAAGUAAAUGAAAUUGCAUGGAAUAAAGAAAGUAAUCUGUUUUUUCUAACAAAUGGCCAAGGUUGCAUACAUAUAUUAAGUUAUCCAGACCUAGAACUACAACAUGUGUUGAAAGCACAUCCUGGAACUUGUAUUUGCAUUGAACUAGAUCCUACAGGCAAAUAUUUCGCUACAGGAUCGGCUGAUGCUCUUGUUUCACUGUGGGAUUUGGAAGAACUUGCAUGUUUGCGAACUUUUUCAAGAUUAGAAUGGCCAGUGCGCACAAUCAGCUUUAGUCAUGAUGGCCAGCUCCUGGCUUCAGCAUCAGAAGAUUUGGUGAUUGACAUAGGUGAAGUUUGCUCAGGGAAUAAAGUUGUGGACAUUGGAGUUGAAGCAGCCACAUUUACAGUUGCCUGGCACCCAUCUCAGUAUUUGCUGGCCUUUGCUUGUGAUGAUAAGGAAGCUUAUGACCGGAAAAGAGAUGCUGGUACAUUGAAAGUUUUUGGAUUCCCAUCUGAAUAGGCAGCUGAUAAGUGCUGGCUUUCCAACUGUGAUGAUUGAAGACUGAGCUCAAUGUGUAACAAAAGCAUUUUAAAGAGAAAAAUGUUGGAAACAAAUUGAUUUUACAUGCAGUUGUGAAAUACAGAAGAAUUUUUGGAAAAAAGAGAUAUUUUGAUAAUAUUCUAUCUUAAUGUGGUUUAAUUGAUUAUUGGGGAAAAAUGGAUAGUACAUGUACCAUUGCAGAUAAUUUUCAUAUUUCUUUUAUCAGUUGUUUGGUUGCCUGUAUAGUUUAACUGAGUAAUUGUUCUGUUUGUAUCUUGUAGUAUUUUAAUAAUUAGGUAAGAUGGAAAUUUGAAGGUACAUGCUGUAACUAAAAGCUUUUUAUAUAUUAAAAAAAUUCAGGCAUAUUUGUUUGACUUUUACAGCCAGUUGAUUAA